CACCCCGUUGGUUUGUUUUCCCUCCUUCCAGGUAAGGGAUAUCCUCGGCCACUGUACCUGCCCAUCCCAGUUCCCCAUGGUCAAAGUCUCCGAGGGCAAAUACAAAGUUGGAGACUCCAACGCGCUGAUCUUUGUUCGAGUACUCCGUAGCCACGUGAUGGUGAGGGUUGGAGGAGGCUGGGACACGCUGGAGCAUUACCUCGACAAGCACGACCCGUGCCGGUGCGCCUCUGUCUCUCACCGCCUGACCCAGAGCCGGGGGCUCAGUUUCUCCCCCCAGAAAACGAGCGGCCUGGCCAGUCCCCAGGCGAACAGCCCCACCCUUCAGCGUCGGUCCGAAGCCGCGAAUCUGCACAAAGUCCCCGAGCCCCACCAUCUGGGGGAGAAGCGGCUUUUGGCUGGAGGGGACCCGAGUCACCCGAAAGGAAACCAUCCCGGCUCUCCUGCCAAGAGACCUGGGGAGGCCACCCCACCGAGACAGGGGUCGGUGGCCCCACCAAGUGGGAAGUGGGGUGCCUCAGGCCAGAGCUGUGGCAGCCCUCUGAGGGGGUGCAUGCCCCAAGCCCACCAGGAUACCGGAGAAUCCCGUCUCUUGGUCAGGACCCCCAGAGCCCGGCGUCUUUCCGGAGACAGCGAUUCCUCCUCCUCCUCCUCUGUGCAGAAUGCCAGCUUGGGAAGGAGGCGGAACGAGGAUGCUGGCCUGGCACUCAGGAAGGAGGCGGGGAGGCGGACCUCCGAGGGCCCAGGCUCCCAGCCCCACGCCAGUCCCAGACGGCUGCCGGCGAGCCGCAGUCAGUCGCGAGACCGUCUGAGCUUGCCGAAAGCCGUCGCGGCCCCCAGGAGGAUCGAGUCAGAAGAACGGGGCCGGCCCCGGACGACGGGCCGGCCGAGCAAGCCCAGGGUGCAGAGCCCUCGGCCCCGGGCCCGCAGCCAUGGGAGGCCUGGAGGGGAGCCUGUGCUGCUCAUCAGCCGAGCGAAGGACGGGCAGCACUCCUGGGCGCGGGCAGAGGAGCCCAAGGAGAACCUCGGGGGCUCUGGCAGAGCCACCGCAAGGACCAAGAGCCCGGCAAGGGGUCACGUGACCCCGGUGGGUUCCCGAAGCCCUGCCCUCGCCAAGCGCAGGAGUUCCCUCCCCGCCACGAAAGUGGCCCACCCCUCCGCCCGAAUCCCUCCGCCAGCCCCUGGGCGACAGCGACAGCGACAGCCCUGCUCAGCUGGACCACGUGGGGCCACGAGGCAGCCCCAGCCGGGGGAGAGCUGGCCCGCCAGACAGCCCGAUGACACUCUGGGGCAGGAGUUGGAGACGAUGGCGCACACGUUCCGGACCCCGCUGCAGCUCGACCCGAGCCAGGAGCAGCAGCUCUUCCGGCGUCUGGAAGAAGAAUUCCUGGCCAACUCCCAGAUGAUGGGUUUAGAGGAGGAUGAGGAGCUGGGACCGGGGAGCCAGGCCUGCGAUGGCCCACGGCUCGUGCACAUGAACCCAGACCAGGGGACCGCCGACUCUGCGUACUGCUCCUCCAGCUCGUCCUCUUCCUCCCUCAACUUCUUCAGCAAAUACGGCCUCCAAGCUGAGACCAAAGAGGAGCCCAAGCGGAGGUUAGCCCCCCAAAUGACCGGGGUCUCCGAGACAGGGCCCGGGCUGGUGGACUUCCGUAAUGGCUCCGCGGAUGCUUCCGAGCAUUGGGACUUAGCUGGGCCGCUCGAGCGAACGAACCGCUGGAGGAAACCCGCCCUGUCAAGCUCUUCCGACGAAAGCAACUGCUACAUGGGCCUGAAUGACCUUCAGGAGGUCCAGGAGGGCCUGGAGCUUCCUGAGCCUCUUGCGGACAGCCCCUGGGCCACUACAGAGCUGGGGCCCUCCCUCCGGGACGGCCCGGAGACCCUCGGAACCUCCCCCGCGGUCCCCCUCGCGGAGGAAGUCGUGCUCCGGCCCAAGUCCCUCAAGAAACCCGACCGCGUGCCUUCCAUCUACAAGCUGAAGCUGCACCCUCAGAUUAAGCCUCGUGCUGACUCCCAGCCCGACAAGACCCCCUCCAGAAUCCCCACUCCCCUCAGCUACAAAGCUUUGGGAGCCAACAAGGCUCCGGCAGGAAGCGCCCCUUCGAAGGACAGCCCAGCCACAUGCCCGUCCGAGCACCGGGGCUGGGCAGCCUUCCACGACGCCUUCUCCUCCUUUGUGGAAGCUCCCGGGGGCUCAGUGGAGCCCGGCAUGGCUGACGAGGGGACCUGGGCCUAGGCCCCGGUGGGCGGCAUGGCACGGCCCGCGCCCUCCUGCCCCCUGCAACUGCUUCUGUGGCUCAGCCCUUCCUUUCCAAGCUGCUUCCUUGGACAUCUUUCCCGCGUGACUUUGUCAUAUGCUGCUGUUCGGAAGGGAGUUUUAUUUUUCGGUGGUGGGAGGGGGGCUGGGAGAGAAAGCCUUGGAUUGCAAAGUGGGGGGGGGGGGCCCGUCCUUUUCUCUUUUAUUUUUGGAGCGUGAGGCUGGAAGACGGCAGGGCUUAAGUUGCAGUACUGGGGUGUGUGUGUGUUGGGGUGUGUGUGUGUGGAACGCUUGUAUGGGGAAGUCCUUGAACACUGGAUACCCAGGGGAGCUUCAGGGUUAAUAUUCACUCCCCUGGUCUGCCGCUGCCCAGCUUCUGCCAUCUUAGCCAUCUAAGUUCAGUAGCGCAUCUGUGGGCGAACCUCGGAUUUCUCUCCCAUUUCGGCAAAGACCUUGUUUCCUGUGGGGGUCUCUGGAGAGACGGUCUAGCGCUAAAGCUGGCCCUGGGCUUAACCCAGUCACCCCAGACUUCACCCGGUCAGCCAUUCAUCUCAUCACAGCUUCUUCCUUCUGGCGUGGCACUGCCAAACGCUGCUAGAUAGGCGAAGGGUCAUCAUUUUCGGGAACAGGGUUUUUUUUUAAAAAAAAGGAUGGCGACUUGGAUCGCAUGGUUGCAGCCGCCAUCCUGAUUUUUUUGACCCCUCCCUGCCCCCCCCCCGCCAGCUACCCCCGCCUCUGGUCCUCCAGCCAAGAAAGGCAGCGUUGGCACGGAUUGAGCGUUAGAGCAAGUCAGCAUUUGGGGAAUGUGUUUUGUGUUCUUGGCAGGGCGUUUAGUAAAGGAGCAUGUGGCCCUUUCCUCCUCUGCAUGCUCCUCGUUUCCUUGGAAGACAGCACAGAGUUAGAGGACGGCCUUAUAGGUGGCUGGGGUGGGGGUGGGGGGAGAUGCAGUAGGGCUGACUGGAGAAAGGGGUUUGACUCCAGUUGCCUCGGUCCAGUUUGGGGUUAAAUCUUCUUCCCCCAGCACGAACUGCUGUGGCAGAUUCACACAACAGACCCUUAAUGGCACCCAGUUAAGAGUCGUGGGGUGCCCAGUUUUAAAACCUCAGGAGAUGUUUGGUGGACAGUUGUGGAAGAGCCUCAGCUUGGCACAAAGGACUCCCCCAUUCUGCAAGGCAAUCAUUGCAUGUUGCAAAACGUCGGUUUAGGCAAAGGAUAAUGAAUCGUGUGAGUGGAGAAGGUAGCAGGGAGGGAAUGCUGAAGUAUUGCACGUGAAUUUCUCUUUGGCAGGGCCCUCUCAGCCUCCUGACCCCCAAACACUGUACAGGUAGUCCUCGACUUACGACCACAAUUGGGACUGGAACUUCUGUCGCUAAGCAGUGCAGUCAUUAAGUGAGACGUGCUCAAUUUUAUGACAUUUUUUGCUGUGGUCGUUAAGUGAAUCUAGCUUCCCGUAUUGAUUUUGCGUGUCGGAAGCCAGCUGGGAAGGUCACACAUGGUGAUCAUGUAACCCCGGGACGCUGCAGCCAACAUAAAUACAUGCCAGUUGCCAAGCGCCUGAAUUUUGAACAUGUGACCAUGGGGACGCUGCGACAGUCAUAAGCAUGAGGACAGGUCGCAAGUCACUUUUUUGGCGCCAUCAUAACUUUGAGCGGCCGCUAAACGAAUGGUCAGAAGUCGAGGACUAUCUAUAGGUCUUUUGAAUAAUCUAUGCAUAUUUAUAUAAGUAAUAGGGAGCGUUGCUCCCCUCCCGUAGAGUGCCUGCUAUCCAACCCCGUGAAUGUAGCUGCAAAUUCCUGAACCCAGACAGUAAAGACUGACACAUCA
Python bivittatus (Burmese python) is the source of this 4081-nucleotide messenger RNA. The record is from RefSeq and is a predicted model, not a curated record. NCBI's taxonomy places the organism in Eukaryota, Metazoa, Chordata, Lepidosauria, Squamata, Pythonidae.